GGAGUUGCGUGGCAAACGUCAAAGUGGCCAAAACAAAGUCUCGUGUGUAUUUUUCUAAGAUUUUCCGUGAUUUUCCAGGUAAAAUGCAAUCCACCAAGUAUUCAUAUGAAAUCAACAGAAAAGUCACCAACGAAAGCAAUGCUGAAAUUCAUGGUCGACGAUCGUACAAGAGAGAUUUGAAUGUUGCUCCAGGAUCUCCUGGUCGGGCAGCAAUCAGAAAGCGUCCUGUGAGUGGAGAUCGCGAGCAGAGAAACAGUGAGCAGAGGGAAUGGGAGCUUGACCGGGAUUUGAACUCAUCGGAUGAUGAAUCCGAACAGAACGACUGGAUUCAGUCUGGUGGCAUUAGAUAUCGUCCUGAAUGUGUAUAUAAUCAUCUUGAUUCCAGCACUUAUCGGCCUAAUAGCACACAAAAGAGAGUUCCAAUCGUUCCAAUGGCUCCAGUGGAAAAGAAUUUGGAUCUGAGUUGGAUUCUAAAAAUUAUGCCAGUGCUGUUGUUGAUCAUUUGUUUGAUCUUCUUUACUCUUAGCAACGCUACCACAAAUCCUGCCCAUCCUGCCGAGACUACAAAACAUCAGGGAGAGAUUGAAGAGAAUAGGUUUCUGGGAAAAGACUGCAAUGACACUUUCAAGCACAUAGCAAGGAAAUUCUCCAACCAAGACGAUAAAUUCUGGCAAUCAAUUUAUAUUGGUCUGAAGGCUGUUGUCAGCGAAGAAUCCCGUCCGAACAUCAUCACCUUCCUGUACAACGACACGAAAUCGCUGGAUGUCUUUCAGGCGAUUGUGGAUGUCACGAAGCAGUGCAUAAAUCCCUCCCGAGAGCCAAUAAUCCUCACGGGAAAUGAACUGAAUCCUCUGCAGGACAAUUACGGGGUGAUAAUUGAGACGUACAAGCCACAGUUGCAAGAGAGCCGAAUUAUGGUGGUUGAGGAUCUGCAGAAGAUCUUAGCUGUCUCCUCGCGUGCCUUCCAUGACAUUUGCGACACGAAGAGCCCCAUUGUGGAGCGCUUCGUGGUGUACUUCACACUCAGGUACACGGAGAAGGACUUGGAGGAAUCCGACAAUGCCAGCCAUCUGGCCAAUAAUCUGCUGAACAGGCUGUGGACAGAAAUUGGUGCUGACACAGCUUCUGCCCUCAUUGCCAGAGUCACCGAUCAGACUCUCUUCCUUAAAGCGCCCUUAUGAGCUCUCUUUUCGCUCCAUUUCCGCUCUCAAGACUUCAGAGACAGCAAAAGACUCACGAGGUGACAAUGUUGAUUGUGAUUAGUUUGUAGUUUUAUUUGAAUUGUUAUUCCAAAUCGCAUAUUGUCACUUCCUUUCAUGUGCUUUCGUUAUGUGUUAUUCCGCAGGCUCUCAAAUAAAGACAAUAAAGAUGAUCAGCGAGAUCUCGAUUAUAGAAUUAUAGAAUUUAAAUAAAACAAUAAUUUGUAAGGUGAUAAAAGGCAGCAAUUGGUUCUUCCGAGACGAUUCUAUUCCAAGAAACGUUUCUCUAUCGAGAUUUCACUGUAUUUAUUACCAUAGAAAUCGACAAAAUGUCUCUGAAAGGAUUAAGAAGUGUAUUUACGGAUGCAAGAAUCAAUGAAUAUAUUGAAAUUACCCAGCAAAAAGCCCGACAAUCAUAAAAAGCACAGGAAUAAACGGUGAUAUUACAAUGA
Molecule: messenger RNA, 1651 nt
Organism: Phlebotomus argentipes
Lineage: Eukaryota; Metazoa; Arthropoda; Insecta; Diptera; Psychodidae
Exons: 2
Coding region: 84-1181 (365 amino acids)
Biological process (GO): membrane organization
Cellular component (GO): membrane
Molecular function (GO): ATPase activator activity
Source: RefSeq, a predicted model, not a curated record